Frankliniella occidentalis (western flower thrips) is the source of this 1358-nucleotide messenger RNA. RefSeq lists its product as uncharacterized. The coding region runs from base 635 to 1030 and encodes 131 amino acids. The transcript has 2 exons. Lineage: Eukaryota; Metazoa; Arthropoda; Insecta; Thysanoptera; Thripidae. The record is from RefSeq and is a predicted model, not a curated record.
GGGGUUGAUCAGCUUCUGAGAGGUGGAGUGAUUGAAAGUGGGACGGGCUUCGCACAGGCAACAGAAGUGAUAUCUGCCCUUGAUGCUUGGAAAUGUAGAGAAAGAGUCACUUCUGCUUGCUCAGAUACAACACUAUCGAACACUGGUUGCAACAUAGGCGCUGUGGUCCGUAUGGAGGAAAUAUUAGGGAAAACUCUAAUAUAUCUCGCUUGCCGUCACCACAUGCUAGAAGUCAUUCCCAAAAAUACCUAUGAAAAGACAGUCGAGUGCUCGACUUCGCCUGACAUUGGCACGCUGUGCAAAGAAUUUCGCAAACAGUGGGAGCAUAUCAAUCAGCAUAAUUACAAACCAGCCACAGAAGAUCCCCGGUGUGCUCAUAUUUUGACGGUACAGACAACGCAAAAAAUCCUGCAGUUUGCAAAAAAAACUCUAGAAGUAAGCAAAACUUGUUGAAUUAUGUUUCCACAAAACGAGUGCCAUUUUGCUAACCAUACGUGUUUUCCAGAGACCUGCAAUACGCUGUGAUUACAAGUAUCUUCUAGAACUUGUUGUCAUUUUCCUUGGAGAGGUACCACCCACCCAAAGAAAGGGUGUUCACUUCCAGCCUCCAAUUGCUCUCUCCUCAGCCAGAUUUAUGGGUCGAAUAAUUUACUCUCUUACGAUCCAAAUGUUUGCUUUGACAGAUGAAUAUCAAAUUCCAGAUACAGUUUUAACUAAAGUGAGGGAUUUUAAUUUAUUUCAUGUGGUGAACUACCUGGAGCCUUGGUACACUGCUACUGAACCACUCACUGGGCCACUCACUGAUUUAAAUUUGUUAAAAAAAAUAGCAGAGUACCAAAGCCUGAAUAGGAAAGUGGCAAAGGUUGCUUUAGAUAGUUUCAAAAACCAUCUCUGGUAUCUAUCCCCACACUGUGUCCCCCUCGCUUUGUUCGACAAACGAGUGGCGGAUGACACAAAAAGAGCAAUUGUUGGCAAAUUGGGACAUAAAGUUGUAUGUGUACCGAUAGAUCUCUACCGCUAUUAUGACUGACCGACUGACUGACUGUUAUGACCACCUGAAUAUUUUUCACAGUGUGCAGGUGGACGUCCUCCCAUGCGGCUAAUGUUACCCAAAACAAUUACUCAAAAAAAGUUAAUGUCCCUUACCCUUGAAGACUGCGCAAACGAGGAGAGUAUGUUGUUCUUUAGUGCCUUUUCACUAGACAAGAGUUUUCUGGACAAAGACCCUUCGACAUGGCCGACUGACAAAUCAUAUCUAGACAAUAGGCAAUUUCUGGAUAAACUACAGGUCGUAAAUGACACGGCAGAAAGAGGUGUUGCUCUCGUGAAAUAUUUUAAUGAAAAGUUGACAAGGGAUG